This is a messenger RNA of Podospora pseudocomata, 3860 nucleotides long. RefSeq lists its product as uncharacterized. NCBI's taxonomy places the organism in Eukaryota, Fungi, Ascomycota, Sordariomycetes, Sordariales, Podosporaceae. Gene Ontology annotation, biological process: positive regulation of transcription by RNA polymerase II; DNA-templated transcription. The transcript is spliced from 2 exons. Gene Ontology annotation, molecular function: sequence-specific DNA binding; DNA-binding transcription factor activity, RNA polymerase II-specific; zinc ion binding. The record is from RefSeq and is a predicted model, not a curated record. The coding region runs from base 852 to 3860 and encodes 1002 amino acids.
GGAAAAACAGAGGAGGGGAUUGACCGAGUUCACCGAACUUGCUGACCGAACGGUGGUCAUUUUUUAUUGCUGUUGCCAGAAGCUAUCGCAACUACCGACGCCGUCGCAGGGAACGCGUUAAAUCCACCGGCGACCAAUUGCAAGGCUGGAUAUUAUCUUUCGGAACCCCCCACUUUUUUGAAGCUUCCGCAGCAGCCCAGGUACCGAUUGAGUUGCCAGUUAGCAAGCAGCUGAUCGGUUUCCACCCCCCGCUGCUGCCCCGGUGUCGCUGUCGUCGUCGAAACAAAACAAUUCAACCAACUUCUUUUUUUGCGAUCUCCAAUUUCGGGUUCCCUCCUCCUUUCCCACCGAAGUCACCCCGAGGACCUAAGAAAAUAUUGACGAUUCAAUGGGGCAGAUGCACGGUGUAAGGAAGAGGUUAGAAUAGAGAGCAAAAGCUGCCAGAGACGGGACGGGCAGGCCGAACAGGGAAACCUUUCAAACCUUUUUUUUUUCUGAGAGAGAGAGAGAGAGCGAAAGUCAAUUGUCCCCACCAUUAUACCGUACGAUACCAUACCGAUUAAACGAACGAACGAACGUGCUUCUUCCUGUCGCAGCUCGCGCGCGCGCGAUACCUGUCUGUCUACUAGCAACCAGACUCUCCAACUGACUCAGGUUGUUUCCUCUCUGCUUGUCUCCCCCGCCUUUCUCAUCGGAACUUUGUGUCGCAUAGUACCGAGCGCGCUCAGUUAGUUGUCUCGGGCUUUUCCCGCGCCCUGACCAGAGACACCACCCGAGCGUCCGUCGGCCUUGCCGCCCCGUCCGACCAACCGAACUGGCUCGGCGCGCAAAAAACCACCACACCACCCACCAUGCCGGCACCGGCCACCUCGUCUCAUGCACCCCCCUCCCCCGACCUCCAACACCCCUCCAAACGAAUGCGCCAGUCUAGUCCCGGCCCCGACAAAGACUCACCUGCCUCGUUAUCCCUCUCCGCGGGCGCGAACUCGCCUCUGGCAACACCGACGCACGAGCACCCCCUUUCUGCUGCUGGUGGGCUGGACGGCUCGGCCAAAGUGGGACAGUCGUCCAGUUUCAGGAAUGUCUCUGCGUGUAAUCGGUGUCGGCUGAGGAAGAAUAGGUGUGAUCAGAAGCUGCCGAGCUGUGCGAGUUGCGAGAAGGCGGGUGUGGCUUGUGUGGGGUAUGAUCCGAUCACGAAGAGGGAGAUACCGAGGAGUUAUAUCUUUUAUUUGGAGAAGAGGGUGGAGCAGUUGGAGGGGAUAUUGAGGGAAAAGGGGGUUGGGUUUCCGAGGGCCGAGGAGCUGGAGUGGUGUAGCAAGGUUGGGGGGGUCAAUGGGGGAGUGAGAGGGGAGGUUGAACAGAUGGAAGAUGGGGGGCAGAUGUCAGCAAAAGAGGGAGGGGGUAAUGGGGAGGAUGAGGGCGGGGUUGUGGCGAGGAGGGAGACGGUGAGGAGAGGAGCAGAUAAAGGGCAGGGGAGGCAUCUGGGCUCUACCACGGGGAUAUCGUUUGCGAGGGUUGUUUUUGCGGCGGUGCAGAGCUCCGUGUCGGAUCAGAGGUCGAACUCGGAUAAGGGAGGGAUAAGACCGUAUAGACCGCCGGCAGGGGGGGUGAAUAAUGGGACGACGACGAGUAUGAGGGAUUCGUUUUUUGGUUUGCACACCAAGCCUACGAUACAUCCUGCGACGUUUCCGAGUAAGGAGUUGGGGUUGAAGCUGAUAAACCUGUAUUUUGAGCAUGCGAACCCUCAGAUGCCGGUGGUGCAUAGGGUGGAUUUUAUGCAGAUGUUUGAGCAGGCUUAUGCAGAGGGGGCGGAGAGAGUGAGGGGGCCGAGGGAGCUGUAUUGUUUGAAUAUGGUGUUCGCGAUCGGGGCGGGAAUUAUACUGGCGGAGAGCAAGGGGGAUCAGGGGACGAAGCAGUGCCAGCCGGAGGAGUACCAUGCGAGUGCGAUUGUGCAUUUGGAGGCGUGUUUGGGAAGUGGGGGUGGUUUGGAAGAACUACAGGCUGUGUUGCUGCUGGCGAACUUUGCGUUGCUGAGGCCAGUGCCGCCGGGGUUGUGGUAUAUUAUUGGCGUGGCGGUGAGGUUGGCGGUGGAUUUGGGGCUGCAUUAUGAAGAUGGGAAGGAUGUGGAUGCUGGACUUGGUGGUGAACAGCAAAGGGAGAAUGCGGCGAGUGAGAGGGGGAGGAGGGAGUAUACGAGGGAUAUGAGGAGAAGAUUGUGGUGGUGUACGUAUUCGUUUGAUCGGCUGGUCAGUGUUUGUGUGGGGAGGCCGUUUGGGAUUUCGGAUCAGGUUAUCACGACCGAGUUCCCUUCCUUGCUGGACGACAAGUACAUCACGCCAAACGGGUUUCUGGAAGCGCCACCGAAUGCACCGACCUAUAAGCUGGUUGCUCAUCAUUAUUUCAGGCUGAGGUUGCUACAGUCUGAGAUCUCGCAGGUACUGCAGUAUCAGCAGGCGAGGGUUGCGAGGGAUUUUGGGCAGAAUCAGAAGAACCCCCAUAUGCACACUUCGCUACCGUCGCCGUUCCUGUCGAGGUUUGACUCGUUCAGGUCCUGGAGGAUCAAUAUCGAUAAGAGAUUGUAUGAGUGGAAGAUGACAGCACCAAAGAAGCAAGAUACAGGUGUGGCCUUCUUGACGGACUUUUUGGACCUCAACUACUGGCAGGCUAUUAUCAUGUUGUAUCGGCAGAGUUUGAGUGUGCCCGAGAUGUUCGAGGGCGAGUAUCACACUGCCAAGGAAGUGGAAAGCCCAUCUGUCCACAGCGUGGAGCUUCGCGAGGAUGAAGAUCGUGUGUAUCUCAAGGUGGCGGAGGCGGGCCAGAAGAUUCUGAGGCUAUACAGGCAGCUUCAUCUGGCUGGGCUGGUCAACCAUACAUAUCUGACGACGCACCAUCUGUUUGUUGCUGGAAUUUCGUAUCUUUACGCGAUUUGGCACUCGCCCAUUGUUAGAAGUCGACUGUCCAUGGACGAAGUAGACUUCACCAUCCUCGCCGCCACAUCAGUCUUCACCGACCUGAUGGACAAGUGCCCCCCAGCCGAAGCUUGCCGCGACGCCUUUGACCGCACGGUGAAAGCAACGCUCAAGAUGGUAAACGCCCGAGGUGGCUUCGGCCAGAAACACCCCCCACCAGCUCCACCAGCAGGAGCUUCUUCGACCACCUCUAGAAACAAUGAUCAUCAUAGAAUGGACUGGUCAUCCAGAUCAGACACUGCUUCUCUGUCGAGCAGUUCUCACCAUCAUCAACACCACUACAGACAACCUCGCCCUGCACCGCCACAUCGUACCUCGAGUUCGAUCGACCAAAUAUCCGAUAUUAAGUCGGAGGCGUAUUCCACCACCCCUUCACAAUUCUCCGCCUUCCAAAAUCAAUACCGACCCCAACUGAAGACAGAAGGAGACGGCUUCUCCCUCAUGCGCAACCUACCUGGUCCACCAAGGUCAAACGCCAGUUCUGUGAAUGAUGGGCCGUUGACUCCAGAAGCAGGUAUGCCCUCUCCUGCUGGGGGACUGGCUUCGCCGGGAGGGGUAGGGGGGUUAGGGUCGCCGGUUAUCAGUAUGGGACCUCCUCAGCAGCAGCAACAAGGAGGGGGGAUGUUUAGUCCGGGACUGUUGUCGUAUAAUGACUUGCGGGGGGUGGAGUUUUUGCAAGGUGGGCUUGGGGGUGUUGGUGGUGGUGCUGGUGGGCAGGAGGGGAUGAUGGAUACGAAUAUGGAUUUGGGGUUUGGGAUGGGGUGGGAUGGGGGGUUGGGGCAGCAUGAUUUCAGUGAUGGGGCGGGGGGGCUGGAUCUGUUUGAUGGGUUUUUCUUUGGGGGGCAGCAAGGAUCUGGGGGGGUGGGAGGGGGUGUUGGGGGUGGGUUGUGA